This is a messenger RNA of Nothobranchius furzeri (turquoise killifish), 5251 nucleotides long. It is a transcript of the gene clmna, whose product is annotated as calmin a. The record is from RefSeq and is a predicted model, not a curated record. Lineage: Eukaryota; Metazoa; Chordata; Actinopteri; Cyprinodontiformes; Nothobranchiidae. Gene Ontology annotation, molecular function: actin filament binding. Gene Ontology annotation, cellular component: meiotic nuclear membrane microtubule tethering complex; nuclear outer membrane; cytoplasm. Gene Ontology annotation, biological process: nuclear migration.
CCUGCAGAGCACGCACGUAUCGUUAGAACCCUGGAUCCCAGGAAACCCUCUGGUCCAGACACGACAGCGGAGCCUCAACCUCUCGAUCCAAAACAAACAAAAACAUCAGUUUGGACGUCUGCUUUUGGCGGUGACCCAGCUGUAGUGACACCCUACAGACCGAUAUCUGUCCUGGUGAACCCGCUAGAGUCCCUAGUGAGCGAACAACUGAGAGACUUGUAUUCAAACGACCGUGUCCCAAGUCUGCAGUCAGGUUUCAGAAAACCGCGCAGCUCGGGAUCCAAAGCAGUACGGGCUUCACUUUUUACUGAUCUGUCAAUGACCUUUGACCCUGUAGACCGUGCUGUUGUCACUCUGGGAUCGUCUGAACAUCGUGGUUCACAGCAGAAAGCUUUUAAUGAGGUCCAACAAACACUUGUGCAGGUAAAAUGUCUCUGCUGACGAGUCUAAGCUAACGUUGUUUUCUAACUAACCCUAACCUCUAAGGAUGCCCUCAGCGACCCCUGUUGAGGGAAACAUGGAGGUGGUCCACACACACAAACACCGUGGAGUCUGGCUCCAUGACUCCCUCUCCUUCAAGCCCACGUAGAUCAUCUUGUGAAGGAACUCAAACUGGUUUCUUUUUUCUGAAUAAACCGUUUCUCUUUUGAGGCAACUAAACGACCAGCUAGGGCAACAUUUCUGUCUAAUCUGGAUUACAGAGACCUUUAGUACACGAACGCCUCAGCACAGGCUCUUGGUAAGACCGAUGUGGUCGUCAUGCCUCGCUGAGGUUUAUCACUAACGACCACUGACCCAUCAUGGUGAACUGUUCUCCAGUGGGACGGUCUUGGUCCACCAGGAGGUUGGGACAUUGGUGCACCUUCAUUUAUGAGGCCAUGCUUGGAUUACUACCACCUACAUCUGUAACUUAAUCCCACAGAGAAGUGUAACUUCUCACCGUCUGCGUACAGCCAUCAGCUGUUACUCUGUUCUGUUUGAUCGCCCCAAACCGGGCUAAAGGUCUCUGGUUCACUCUCUCCAGGAACACUGGAAAUUAACCCGUUUAUCUCCAUGAAUACGUUUAAAACCAGACUGAGAGCCUUGAGACGGAUUCCCUGUGUUGCACCUGCCAUCUGUAAUCUAGUACAUAACAUGUCUGUGUAACUGUAACUUAGUAACUGUAACUGUUGCUGCCUCUGGGCCAGGACUCCCUAGGAAAUGAGGUUUUUAAUCUCAGUGGAACCUUCCUGGUUAAAUAACAGGAAAUACCAGUACAGGUGCACUCAGCUCUCAUGUCACUUCCGGUCUCCUGGUGGUCAUGUGACUAGGUACAAAAAAACUUUAUUAAAAAUGACUUUGAUAUCAGAAGCAAACUGAUUCUGGAACCCAUGAAAGAAUAAAUGGAAUAUCUCUGCCGGGAGGGGGCGGAGCCUGGAUUAGGCCCAUCCCACUGGAAGCACCAACCAGGUGGAGCGGACAUCACCCCUGGAGCUCCGCGGAUCUGAGCGGUUCUUAUCCGGAACAGUGAUGUCGGUUCCCUGAUCGGAACCUUCACGGUCUUCCUACCGGCUGAGAGCGACCAAAGCCUCCAACCGGACCCUCUGGGUUCCCAUUCCUUUGGCGCGGUUCGGAUGGCUGGACACGACUGGGAGGACUGGUUCGAGCGGGAGGAGUUGAUUGGACAAAUCAGCGACAUCCGAGUCCAGAACCUGCAAGUUGAACGGGAGGUGGUGCAGAAGAGGACCUUCACUCGAUGGAUGAACCUUCACCUCGAAAAGUGUGACCCACCCUUCCAGGUCCAGGACCUGUUCCAGGACAUCCAGGAUGGACACGUCCUCAUGGCUCUGCUGGAGGAGCUCUCUGGCUGCAGGCUGCUCCACAACUUCAAAAGGUCGUCUCAUCGUAUUUUUCGACUCAACAACAUUGCUAAGGUCCUUUCCUUCCUGGAGGAGAGAAACGUGAAGCUGGUCAGCAUUGAUGCAGCUGACAUUGCUGAUGGAAACUCCUCCAUCAUCCUGGGACUCCUCUGGAACAUCAUCCUCUUCUUCCAGAUUAAGGAGCUGACAGGGAACAUCCGGAGCCAGUUCCCCUCCUCCUCCAGCCUGUCUUCCAUUCCCACCAGCUCCGAUUCCAGCGUGCCGUCGGAGGAGAAGCCGUCUGUGGCUAGCACCAUGAGGGACAACGGCAAGGCCAUCAAGAAGCUGCUGCAUUGGGUUCAGAGGAGAACUCGAAAGUAUGGAGUGGCGGUGCAGGACUUUGGGAAGAGCUGGACCAGUGGUCUGGCCUUCCUGGCUGUCAUUAAAUCCAUUGACUCCAGUCUGGUGGACUUGAGGAAGUCCUUGCUGAGGAGUCCCAGAGAGAACCUGGAGGACGCCUUUAGGAUAGCUCACUACAGCCUUGGAAUACCGCGGCUGCUGGAGCCUGAAGAUGUAACCAUCAACACGCCUGAUGAGCAGUCGAUCAUCAUGUAUGUUUCUCAGUUCCUGGAGCACUUCCCUGGAGAGCAGGAGACUCCAGAACAGAGCCAGCUGAUGGAACGCAGCGUCUCCAUGGGCAGACUCAACUUCCGUGAUGGGCACUUGGACCACAUGAGGAGCGAUUCUGAAAGCAGCACAGUGAGGCAGCGCUCCAAGAUGUUCCAGAGCAACUCCAACCAACAUCCACCCAAAGUCCUGAUCUCCUCUGUGUCCGAGGACAGAGAUGUCCUGUUGCCACGUCUCAAAGUGGCUGCAGCACGCUCCUGGUCCAGUGAAGACUUCUUAACUGACUCCGCCCACAUGGGAGACAUCUCCAACAGUGCAAACCUCAAAGAUCAGACCAUUGUGGUGCCAGAAGACUCGGCCCGUGAUUCUGUUCAGCAGAACUUCACUCACUCACCUUCAUCAGUACCGAAGUCUGUGGUUGGUGACUCUGCCAUCAACUCUCCAGACUCCUGGGUGGAGAGUGAGCUGAUGCCUGAGAGCUUUUCUGACAGUUAUAGUGACGGCUCUCUCUGGGACAGUGGGAUGGCCUGGGAGGUCUACCGGGCAACACCUGUGGAGGUGACUCCGGUGGAUGAAGGGUUCAUCUCGUCCAUCGAGGACAGGGCUCCUGACGGGCAGUCCAUGACGGAGUCUUUCAUGGAUGAAGGUAUGAGCUCAAUAAGCAGCAACCAGGAACGAAUCCAUGUGCAGACCCAGGAGGAGGAGCUGGAGAACCAGGGAAACCUGGAGAGGUCUUACCAGGACCUGGGGACAGACCUGACGUCUGACCAGAAAGAGUCCUUUACUCAGCAAAUGGAGGGAGCUUCGUCUCAAAAAGACCAGGACAUCACUGCUGAGUCGCUGCUGAGCAGCUCUGGUCCUGAAAGUCUCACAGCAGAUCCUGUGAUCUGGUUCAACCCAAGGUCCCCUGAACCUCCAUCUCAUGAAGGAAACUGCUUUGGAGGAAGUCCUCUGAAGAAACAGGAAAAAGAUGAGAAUGAGGAGGAUGGACAAAUAAGCGUCUUAGGUGAGAGUCCAGGGCAGGAACGCCCUUCCCCGACCUCUGAGGGUCGGGAACCAGAUUCUCCUCCAGAAGAUGAAGGAAAGGAAGCGAGAAGUUGGUCAGAAGCUGUGGAUGCAAGGACUGAUGUGGCUGUAGGAGAACAGUAUGAAGACCUUUUAAGGAACUCCACUUAUUGUGAAGAAAACCGCUCGGAGACUUUAAAUGACUCGUACUCAACCAAGAAAGAGAAGCCGUCAAAAACAAGUCUGAACAUUCCUCUGAUCUCCAUCACCAGUGAGCCAGAGGAGGACAACCAAGAGCCAGAGCCUGAUCCAGGAGGGACGGAUCAAGAAGAACAUGAAGGUCUUACCCAGAAAUGUAUUCCAGAUGUCCAGAGUCCUCACGGUGCAGAAGAAAUGAACCAUGGAAGGAACGAAGUGCCUGCUGGGCAUCUCGAGUCGAUGGUCUACACUGAAAAUCAGCAUUUAGAUGAUGGCAGGUUUGGGGCGUGCUCAGACGAAGUAGGUGAAGACUUCCAGAAGGAACGUUCUGCUGGAGAACAUCCUCAGGAAGAAAGGGCCAUCACAGCUAGAGGUCCUUCUCUGGACACACUAAACCAGCGUGUAGAUCCUGAUGAAGACCAGGACAAAGUGACCAGCAGCUUCUCUGAACCUGAGACACAAAACUCCCAGAGGAACAUUCUAGAUCCAGUCAACCUGCAACACGAGGUUCUGGAUCCAACCAGUUUUAACCAGAAUAGUCAGGUGGGAACAUUGUGUUCUGAUUCAGCCGGUGUGCCCACAAACAUGGACUGGUUUUACUCAGACCCUGGUCCAAGUUCUGUGGAGGAUCUAGUUGGUGAUGGAGUUGAACCAAUGGAUCUGUUUUACCCUAACGAAGAAGAGCUGAUGGUACCAGAACCUUCUGAUGCGGAGAUGAAAAGGUGGCCUUCUGUUCUCAGUGUAUCUGCUCUUCAGCCGGCACCAGUAUCAGACGGACCAGAAGACCAGCAGCUGGGUGAAGACAUGCUGGAUGGAGAAGAUCUAGACUGUCUGAUAGAUGGAGCCAGUCAUCACCCUGCUGAUCCACCCUCAAACAUGGACCAGUGUGUUCUGUGCGGCGUGGCUAUCGGACCUCCAGGGAGAAGCGAGUCUCUUAGGAGCAAACUAGAAAGCUGCAGCAAGCCAAGUGAGAUCCAGAUCGCUCCGGUUCUCCGUCACAGAAAGGGUUCUCGUCUCUCUGACUCCAUGAACCUCCAGAGUACUGGACCCAGAUCAGCUGAAGAGCAGGAUGUUGCGCUCUGGUGGAAGGAGAACAUGGAGCUGUGUGUCCUGCUGCUUCUGUGGCUGCUGGUCUACUCCAUCAUGCUCCUGAAGGAACUGGACCUGAUGGUGCUGCCCAGCAUCAUGCCAUAAACACACACACACACACACACACACACACACACACACACACACACACACACACACACACACAGACACACACACACACACACACACACACACACACACACACACACGCACACACGCACACACAUGCACAUUCACACGCACACACACACAGACACACAUGCACACACACACACACACACAUGCACAGACACACACACACACACAUGCACACACACACACACACAUGCACACACACACACACACACACACACACACACACGCACGCACGCACGCACACACAGACACACACACACACACACACACACACACACACACACACACACACACACACACACACACACGCACACACACACGCACACACAUGCACAUUCACACGCACACACACACAGACA